Daphnia pulex (common water flea) is the source of this 1026-nucleotide messenger RNA. RefSeq names its product E3 ubiquitin-protein ligase Topors-like. Gene Ontology annotation, molecular function: metal ion binding; ubiquitin protein ligase activity. NCBI's taxonomy places the organism in Eukaryota, Metazoa, Arthropoda, Branchiopoda, Diplostraca, Daphniidae. The transcript is spliced from 2 exons. Bases 47 to 580 code for a protein of 177 amino acids. Gene Ontology annotation, biological process: protein polyubiquitination; protein monoubiquitination. The record is from RefSeq and is a predicted model, not a curated record.
CCAUUUGUCUAUUCUUAAGCAUCUAAGAAGGUACCCAUUUUAUGAUAUGGCUUCAACUACGACAGUUGACAAUUCCAAAAGGAAAGAAAAAUCUCCUGAAGAGUCUAGUUGUAGAAAAAUUCCCCUGCUGUGCUUUGACAAACAAGACAAUGAAUCAUCAACAUGUGUGAUUUGCCUUGAGAUAAUCACGAACAAAUCUUUUGCAAACAAAUGCUUGCACAAGUUCUGCUUUGAGUGUUUGCUCAAGUGGUCUGAACAAAAAGCAGAAUGUCCAUUAUGCAAUGGACCUUUUACUGCAAUCAUACACAAAGUAAAAUCUGAUCAAGAGUACGAUGAACACAUAAUUGAGUCAAUACCAUCUGAAGAUGAAAUCAGUUAUCUGAAUUCUAUCGUUGACUUCUUUGAUUCCAACAUAAUAAGCACCAGCAAUUCCAGCACCAGCAAUUCCAGCACCAGCGAUUCAAGCACCAGCGACUCAAGCACCAGCGAUUCAAGCACCAGCGGCUCAAGCACCAGCGAUUCAAAUGGUGAGGACGACUCUGUAACUCCCUUAUGCAAGUCAUGUUGCAGUUUGAUGUAACAGAUUUACUCGUUGCCCUUUAUUUCUGUAAUCAUUAUAGAUUCUAUAUAGUUUCUCGUCAUUUGUAAAACUCACAAAAUCUCCGUUAAUUUAAUGGAUCAAUUUUUGAACCUCGUCACCUUGUGAUAUCGAUGAACAAUCCAUUCUUUAUUAGUUUUCUCAUGUCUAAAUUACAUAACCUUUCUUUAAAAAUUUCCAAUAGCUGGACAGGGUACCGCGGUUAUAUAUAAGCAGUGCUCGGUAUGGCUUCGUACUUUGCCUUUAAUAUUUAUUUUUCGCUUCCAUUCACAUAUUCUGUUCUUACUUUUUCGUAUGUUGACUGACAAAUUUGGAUUCUAAAAUAUGAGGACUGAGAAACUGACAUUGUUCAAGAAAUACUUGUAUGUAGGAGCAUUAACAUUUUAGCUAAUAUAACCUUCCUUUGGCUGUGCCGAAUCUACAUCCAA